This is a messenger RNA of Thamnophis sirtalis, 2568 nucleotides long. NCBI's taxonomy places the organism in Eukaryota, Metazoa, Chordata, Lepidosauria, Squamata, Natricidae. The record is from RefSeq and is a predicted model, not a curated record.
AUGGACCUGCGGAGGCGACAGCAUUUCCGUUGCUGCAUCCAGCGGGAAGGCCAGUCCAUUGCUCAAUACGUGGCGGCUCUUCGCACCGCCGCCAUGGACUGCGAAUUUUAUGAUCUCGAUGAUGCCAUCCUAGAGCAAUUCAUAUACGGCCUCUGUGACAUCAACCUCCACCGGCGCAUCCUCGCUCGGACCGAAUUGUCCUUGAAGAUCACCGUGGAUGAGGCCAGGGCGUACGAGAUGGCUGGCCAGUCCACCCCUGACUACCGCCGGUUCCCGCCCUUGGUCUUGGCCUCGCUUCCUCCGUCAUACCAGUGCCGGGUGUCCCACGAAGAGCCUCGGCCCGAUUUCGAUACCUCCGUCGACCGGCUGCGUUCCCUCUCCUUCAAGGACGCCGGGUCCUGUCUCAGCUGUGGCAGUCGCCACCAGAGUUCCUCCUGUCAUUUCCGCGCCGCCCUCUGCCGCCAAUGUGGCAAGAAGGGCCACAUUGCCGCUGUAUGCCAGUCCCCUGCUUCGGCUCCUCGGGCCUCCAGGGCUCCCACCGGCCAUUGUCCGGCCUCUACUCCUUCUUCUGCUUCCCACUGCUACGCCGUGUCUGAGCCGGACAGGUUCGCUCCUGAUUGGACUCUGCCUCCACCACUUCAGGCGGCCAGGUAUGGCCGGUUCCAUGGUCCUUUGCCCCUUAUUGUGGUCAGGAACUCCUUGACCUCACUCCUGGGGCUGGACUGGUUCCGGGCCUUUGGGUUGUCCAUCGCUGGCAGCAACUCCCUCCGGCUGGCUUCCGAUGUCGACCUGUUGGUGGCAGAAUUCGCCGAUGUAUUCAGCGAGACCCUGGGCUGCUACACAAGCACCCCAAUUUCCCUGAACCUUGACCCCUUGGUAGCCCCCAUUCGCCUCAAAGCCCGCUGAGUGCCAUUGGUGCUGAAGGCUAAAGUAGACGCUGAGCUGGACAAGCUCAUCACCCAGGGCAUCCUCGAGCCCGUGGACCACGCCCCCUGGGAAACCCUCAUAGUGCUUUCCCUGAAGUCAGAUGGCUCCCUGAGGGUCUGUGCUGACUACAAGGCCACCCUCAAUAAGGCCUUACAAGCCCACCCCUACCUUGUCCCCGUCGUCCAGCAUGUGCUGCAUUCCCUGGGCCAGGGCAAGAUUUUUGCCAAAUUGGACCUGGCCCAGGCGUAUCAGCAACUGCCUGUGGACGAUGCCACUGCCACUGCCCAGACAAUUGUCACUCACAGGGGGGCGUUCCGCUGCACUCGCCUGCAGUUUGGCAUCAGCGUCGCCCCCGGCCUGUUCCAGGGACUAAUGGAGCGCCUGCUCCAUGGGAUCCCUGGCGUGACGCCAUACUUUGAUGACGUCCUGAUUGCCGCCCCGGACCAAUCAGGACUCAUCUCCACGUUACGGGCCGUCCUCUCCCGUUUCUGAGCCUCUGGACUGCGCCUCAAGUGCUCCAAGUGCUGCCUCGGGGUUCCCGCCGUAGAUUUCCUUGGGUUCCGGGUGGACGCCCAAGGCAUCCACCCCUCCCCUGCUAAAAUAGAAGCCAUUACCAACGGGCCAACCCCCUCUAACAAGGCGGAGCUCCAAGCCUUCUUGGGGCUCUUGAACUUCUACGCUGCCUUCAUCCCCCAUAAGGCUUUGCCGCGUAAUUACAGCCACCUGGACAAGGAAGCGCUGGUGGCCGUAGCUGGCAUCAAAAGAUUCCACCAUUACCUCUACGGCCACCCCUUCACACUCCUUACCGAUCACAAGCCCCUCCUGGGCAUCCUAGCAGGGGACUGCGCCACACCCCGUAUCCUCUCCCCGCGCAUGUCCCGCUGGUCCAAGUUCCUUUCACACAACCUGGAGCUGCCACUCUCCGCCUCAGAUUUCGCCACCUCCACAGCUACCGACCCACUCCUCUCGCACAUGUUAGAUGCCGUUUGCUGGGGCUGGACGGCGGACUCUCGGACUCCCGACUUCCAGCCGUUCCUCCGCCACCACACCAAACUUUCCGUCCUCCAGGGAUGCCUCAUCUGGGGAUCUCGAGUAGUCGUACCGCCCUCCCUCCACCAGCUGGUGCUCCGCCGGCUCCAUGAGGGUCACCCGGGCAUAGUCCGCAUGAAGGCCCUCGGCCACGGCUAUGUCUGGUGGCCCUCUAUAAACGCCGACAUCACUGGCUGGGUGCAGCGGUGCCCUCCCUGCCAGGCGGUCCGCCCCGCGCCUGCAUCUGCCCUGCCCCGGGAAUGGGACACCCCCUCCUCUCCCUGGAGCCGCCUUCACGCCGAUUUCUUCGGCCCCAUUGAUGGCCACUCCUUUCUGCUGCUCGUCGAUGCCCUUUCCAAAUGGGUGGAAGCUGUCCACCUCUGCUCCCUCACCUCUGCCACAACUACCCAUGCCCUGGAGUGCCUGUUCUCCACCCACGGCCUCCCUGACACAUUGGUGAUCGACAACGGUCCCCAAUUUACAUCGGCUGAAUUCCGCCUCUACCUCGCCAGCUUAGGAAUCCACCAUGCCCUGGUGGCCCCAUACCACCCAGCCAGCAAUGGCAUGGCGGAAUGCGCUGUUCACUCUGCCAAGGAGGGCUGGCCUGCUUGA